Capsicum annuum is the source of this 2350-nucleotide messenger RNA. RefSeq names its product protein trichome birefringence-like 14. NCBI's taxonomy places the organism in Eukaryota, Viridiplantae, Streptophyta, Magnoliopsida, Solanales, Solanaceae. The transcript is spliced from 5 exons. Gene Ontology annotation, biological process: xyloglucan metabolic process; xylan biosynthetic process; plant-type secondary cell wall biogenesis. Gene Ontology annotation, molecular function: acetyltransferase activity. The coding region runs from base 486 to 1871 and encodes 461 amino acids. Gene Ontology annotation, cellular component: Golgi apparatus. The record is from RefSeq and is a predicted model, not a curated record.
UUCAUCAUUGUGCAACGAUUACAAAUAUACAUUUUCUGACCCGACCAACCCGACCCAAUCCGUCAAAUAUUCAUAGCAACUAUCCAAACAAAAUGAUAAGUUUCACAAAACUUUACCAUCUCUAAUCAAUUUGUCGGCUGAUUGAAAUCAAAGCUCCAUUUUCUAACCCGACCCGACAAAUCUCCAUUUCUUCACCCUCCCCAUAAUCAUACAUAUUUGCAUUUCACAUAUAUAUAAUAUAUUUAUAUAUAUAAUACCAGUUGCAUCCAAUGUGAACAGGAAAAAGUUGAGGAGGAUCCAUCACCAUUCUUGAAAAAAGUUUCAAGAGCCCAGGUGUGUGAAAGUUGUAGCUAAAAUCUUGAUGGUUGUAAUCGGAAUGUCCCAGAUGUUCUUCGCUUCACACAUAUACAAAAGCUCAUUUGUGUUGUAGUGGAAGAACAGCAGCAACUCACAGGUAUAUCUCUGCUUGGAGUUUGCAUUAAAAAAUGAAAGGUGGAAAUGGUGGUAGAUUUUUGUGUGGACAGUUCUCCUUUUUCCUGGCUGCUGUCUUAUUUACAACCAUAUUUCUUUGGUGCUGGGAGAAAAGUCCACUUCUUACUACCUUACUUUCAGCACAAGAUCAGUUCAUAAUGCAGUCCUCAGAGAUUUCAGUGGAUGAAUCUUCAGUAUCAUUGGGAUCAAACCAACAAAAAAUGGACGAGCAUUCAAAUUCACAAAUAGCAGAAGGCAGAACAGAGGAAAAUAGAUUGGAAAUAUCUGAUAGUUUUGUUGAGAAUGUCACAGUCAUGCCUUCCAAUAAAAGCAUAGAUGAUAAAAAAAUUAUGACUUCCCAAUUAGAGAGAGAAGCUUGCAAUUUUGCUAAAGGCAAGUGGAUUGCAGACAGAAGGCGACCAUUAUACUCUGGGUUUAAAUGUAAGCAAUGGUUAUCAGAUAUGUGGGCUUGUAGACUGACACAACGUACUGACUUUUCCUAUGAGGGAUAUCGUUGGCAACCAGAAAAUUGUGAGAUGCCAGACUUUAACGGUUCAGAAUUCUUGAGAAGAAUGCAGGACAAAACUAUUGCAUUUAUUGGAGAUUCACUUGGCAGGCAACAAUUCCAGUCUCUAAUGUGUAUGGCUGCCGGUGGUGAGGAGAUGCCGGAAGUUGAAAAUGUAGGAUGGAAGUAUGGCUUGGUUAAACCACGUGGAGCUGUACGUCCGGAUGGAUGGGCUUAUAGGUUCCCAAACACAAACACCACGAUUUUGUAUUACUGGUCGGCAAGUCUUUGUGGUAUAGAGCCCUUCAAUGUCACAGAUCCUGCCACAAAGUCCGCCAUGAACUUGGAUCAACCUCCUGGUUUUCUGAGGAAAUAUCUUGAUCUAUUUGAUGUUGUGGUGCUGAAUACAGGUCAUCACUGGAAUAGAGGGAAGCUUAACGCAAACCGAUGGGUGAUGCAUGUAGAUGGAAAGCCUGUUGUAGACAGGAAGCUUGCAGAAAUAGGAAAUGCUAAAAACUUCACGAUUUAUAGUAUUGCCAGAUGGCUUGAUUCCCAAAUCGCUGUACGUCCAAAGCUUAAGGGUUUCUUCCGGACCAUAUCACCGAGACAUUUCUCCAAUGGAGACUGGAAUACUGGAGGUCGAUGUGACAAUACUAUUCCACUUACUAAAGGAAAUGAAGUCCAGCAAGAGGAAUCAAGUGAUCCAGUUAUCGGAGAUGCUGUGAAGGGCACGAAGGUUAAGUUAUUGGACAUAACAGCUAUUUCUGAACUGAGGGAUGAGGGUCAUAUAUCUCAUUACAGUUUAAAAGCAUCAAAAGGUAUAAACGACUGCUUGCAUUGGUGCCUACCCGGCAUCCCUGACACGUGGAAUGAACUCCUGUAUGCACAACUAUAGUGCCUAUCGAAUCUGCUGGAAAAAACAUGAAGCUCAUCCAACUUGACCAAUGUUGAUGACCUGUCACUCACGUUUGGUCCAAUUGAGCUUGCUUGCUUGUGUAUUCUAUUGUAUUCUUUUUGUAAGUAGAGUCAUUCAUAUACAAGGGAAGAGAAGCAGCUAUUCCCAAUUCAAAUCAGACACAAAAGCAAGAUGCAAAUGCAAUGCAUUAUAUGGGCUAAAAUGCUUCAUCUGCAUAGGAUACUGAAGCUGCUGCAGUACUUGAACAACAUCCAUGAAUUUUUGGUUUAUUCUUCUAUGGGCUUAUUCAUCAGUAUAUUAGGGAUUGUUAGUUUGAAACUCUGCAAGUUUGUCCAUAAAUAUUUUUAUUUAUACCAAUUGCACAUACUCCAUUAAGAUUCAUUAUUGUAACAACAUUAUUAUCAUUCAUCAAAAGAUAUUUAUGGUAUGUUGCUGGAGCAUUUUUGGUUGGGCAUCCA